AUGGACGUUUGGAUAAAGAACUUUCUUAAAAUCAAACAAGACCACACGGAUCCGUCUGAUUAUGAGAAGUUCUUCACCUGCUUCAGGGACUAUCUAGCAAGACACCCCUCUUCUCAUCACAAAGUGUCGAAGCUCCUUGUAAAGGCGCUGGAUGUAUUUAAAAACGUGCAACUGAUUUCCAUAUCGUAUCGACUUCUUUAUUGCAUUGGCAUCGAGCUCGAAAUACCCGAGUCCACUCUUAAAAAACACUUCAGGAAUUCAUAUUUGAGAGAGCAUAUGUUCCCAUUACUGGAUAGAGUAUCCCCCGGAUUGUUUGACUCUGCUUUGCUGAAGCUAUUACGGAAUCCUCACUAUGAAUGCAAGAACUUCUUCAGCCUGAUGAAGUCCAAGAAGAGUUGGGUAAUGGAGUUCCUAAGCCUGAGAGAGAGACGUUUUGCCAGAAAGCAAAUGAUGCUUAUGAUUCAUACAGAGAUCUUCCACAGCAUGGACUACUUUGUAACAUUCUUUGGUCACAAGGAUAGAAGUCUAUCGUUUCUAGCCUUUGAAACAUUCAAGCUUUUUGUAGAGGGAUUUGUAAGGAGAGAAAGAGAAAAUGCAUCAGAAAGACAAGAAGCCCCGGUUCUCCUACACAAGGAAGGUAUGUUCAGUGUAUGGUGGGAUUAUGAAAGGACCUGGAUUUCUCUGGAGAUGCGUCUUGAGGUUGAAAGCCCGACAAACUUCCUAAUUCAUUUCACAGACUUCAUGCUCGAGAAAGAGAAACUCCUGGAGCUUAUUUCCGCUGGCAAUAAGAGUGGAGUUGAAAGCAUACUCAGGAGAUACAUAGAUCUAAGGGAGCCACUGAGUAUUCCCAAUUUCAGAUGGGCUUCGGAAGUGCCCCAGGGUUCUGAGCCUCUCAGAGGGGAAUGGGUAGAAGAGAUAUGCUUUGAAUAUCUCUUUGACGGAAAGACAUAUAAGGAGAUAACGGACUGCAUUGAAAUAUAA
Messenger RNA from Encephalitozoon hellem ATCC 50504, 981 nucleotides. RefSeq lists its product as uncharacterized. Lineage: Eukaryota; Fungi; Microsporidia; Unikaryonidae. The record is from RefSeq and is a predicted model, not a curated record. The coding region runs from base 1 to 981 and encodes 326 amino acids. The transcript has a single exon.